Messenger RNA from Dioscorea cayenensis subsp. rotundata (Guinea yam), 1434 nucleotides. Its product is annotated as probable BOI-related E3 ubiquitin-protein ligase 2. The coding region runs from base 59 to 1021 and encodes 320 amino acids. The record is from RefSeq and is a predicted model, not a curated record. The transcript is spliced from 4 exons. Gene Ontology annotation, molecular function: ubiquitin-protein transferase activity. Lineage: Eukaryota; Viridiplantae; Streptophyta; Magnoliopsida; Dioscoreales; Dioscoreaceae.
CCCAAUAGAACUCCAUUUCUUCAACCCUUCUUCUUCUCAACUCCGCGUUCCCAUUUCCAUGGCUACCAUUCCCCAUCUUCAGCUCCAUCAACCCCAAUCUCAACCGCAGCAGCCCCAAUCGAAGCCCUUCAUGAAUUUUGUUCCCAUUGAUCCCCAGAUCUUCGCCACUUCUACCCUCCCAAAUCCUUCCCCUCCAUAUGUUCAUGUAAUGGGAAUUGCGCCAGCGGGGGAGGGCGCAGUGGUUGAGGGGUGGGAGCCGAACAGGAAGAGGGUGAAGGAGCAAGAGUUCUUGGAGGAUUCACAGAUCUCGUCUAUAGAUUUCUUGCAUACGGGUGGGUCGGUGUCGACAGGGCUUGGGUUAUCGUUGGAUGAUCGACGGGUUGGGGUGUCAUCUGGUGAGUCUUCGCUUGUUCUUUCAUCCAUUGAUGAAGAGAUUGGGAGGGAGAUACAGAGGCAGGAUGCUGAAAUGGAUCGCUUUCUCAAAUUACAGGGUGAGCGACUGAGGCAACAGAUUUUAGAGAAGGUUCAGGCGAAACAGUUUCAGACUCUAGCUUCAGUAGAGGAAAAGUUUUUACGAAAGAUCCGUGAGAAAGAAGCAGAAGUUGAGGACAUAAAUAGGAAAAACACUGAGCUCGAGGAACAAAUGAAGCAGUUGAGUGUUGAAGUGGCUGCAUGGCAGCAUCGGGCCAAGUACAACGAGAGCAUGAUUUCUGCCCUUAAAUUAAAUCUCCAGAAAGUGUAUGCUCAAAGCAGGGAUAACAACAGAGAAGGGUGUGGUGACAGUGAAGUGGACGAUACUGCCUCUUGCUGCAAUGGUGGCGCCAUCAAUUUCCAACUCAUGUGCAAGGAGAACAAGGACAUGAAGGAACUGAUGACUUGUAGGGUUUGCCGUGUCAAUGAAGUAUCCAUGCUUUUGCUGCCCUGCCGGCAUCUUUGCUUGUGCAAGGACUGUGAAUCUAAGCUCAGCUUCUGUCCUCUGUGUCACUGCUCGAAAUUGUUUGGUACUGAGAUCUAUAUGUAAAAACAACAGUGUGAUGAAAUCCAAUCAAAUACAUGGAUCAUUUCUAUCCUCCAACAAAAAGAAAGGAAAAGAAAACAAAUCAUCGGCUUCUUACUUGAUGCGUGUAUACGUCUGGAUUUCCCCAUGAUAGGGAAUUAAGGAUUUGUACAUCGACAGUUGUUAACAUGUCAAUUGUUGUUGCCUCCUUAUGUUUGUUCCUCGGCGUUAUGGAUACUUAUUGCAGUUGGUGGUGCCUUCAAAUUUUUUCUGACAUGAUCUUAUUUUGCUGUCAUUAGCAACCAAUUUGAUGAUUUGGUUGAUUCUGUGCCUUUGGUUUUGGUUGAGAAAAAUUCAGCAUUUGGGGACAAGUCAAGGAUGCAUUGCUUAUUACAAUUAUAUUAGAUAAUAUGUUUUUAUAGAGGGUCUUUUAAAUA